AUGGCUGACACAAAGAAAAAACGAGUUGUCUUGACAUUAGAAGAGAAAAUAAACGCGAUUAAACUUAUGGAUCGGGGGACGCCGGCAUACAAAAUUGCUCAGUAUUUAGCUGUUGGCAAGACACAAAUACAAAACUUAAGAAAACGUAAACAGGAGUUAUUGGAUGACUACGAAAACAAUGUUCCCCUCCAGUCAGAGCGGCGACGAUACUUGACAGGAAAUGAAGAAAUUAAUGAAUUAUCGUGGUUCAAGGACGCUGUUUCGCGACGAAUAAAUGUUACUGGUCCACUGAUACAGACUAAAGCUCUUGAUUUUGCCAAAAGUCUAGGAAAUACAGAUUUCAAAGCAUCAAAUGGAUGGCUUGGGAGUUUUAUUAAACGUAACAAUAUUGUUUACGGAACUAUGAGUGGUGAACGUGGUGACGUUAAAGAGGACUGUGUUAAUGAUUGGAAAAGAAAGUUGCCCACACUUUGUGAGGGUUAUCAUGAAAAGGACAUAAUGAACAUGGACGAAACUGGGCUUUUUUACAGAGAUACUAUGCGUAACACAUUUCACUUUAAAGGGAAUGAUUGUGCUGGAGGCAAACGUUCAAAGGAGAGAAUAACUGUUGCAUUGUGCAUAGUUGACGGACGUACAAAUAACCAAUUCAAUACUUGA
This is a messenger RNA of Mercenaria mercenaria, 657 nucleotides long. RefSeq names its product tigger transposable element-derived protein 4-like. Gene Ontology annotation, molecular function: DNA binding. The record is from RefSeq and is a predicted model, not a curated record. Lineage: Eukaryota; Metazoa; Mollusca; Bivalvia; Venerida; Veneridae. The transcript has a single exon. Bases 1 to 657 code for a protein of 218 amino acids. Gene Ontology annotation, cellular component: nucleus.